Molecule: messenger RNA, 396 nt
Organism: Lactuca saligna
Lineage: Eukaryota; Viridiplantae; Streptophyta; Magnoliopsida; Asterales; Asteraceae
Source: the annotation of a GenBank genome assembly
AUGGCAUUAAAAACGGAAUGGAAAGGUUGUUUCCAGCCUCACCACGGCACGAUGAGUGAGGCGGUAAUUUUGGUGUUCCUUCGUCACAAGUCAUGGGCAACGUACUUUGCUCCACAGCAUGGUGUAUGGGCGCCAUGGCACAGUAGGCAAAUCAUCAUUCGCCGGCCAACAGGCCUUGAAGCCACAGAACGAGCUCGUCAGGAAGACCGGCAGCUUCAAUGGCGGCCGCUUCACCAUGCGUCGCACAGUCAAAAGUAUGGACCAGAUCGUCCAAAGUACUUGGGCCCAUUUUCCGAGCAAACCCCAUCAUACUUGACCGGUGAAUUCCCCGGUGAUUACGGGUGGGACACCGCCGGACUCUCAGCACAUUUGCCAAGAACCGUGAGCUCGAAGUGA